Messenger RNA from Telopea speciosissima, 1449 nucleotides. RefSeq lists its product as uncharacterized. The transcript has a single exon. Gene Ontology annotation, cellular component: plasma membrane. Lineage: Eukaryota; Viridiplantae; Streptophyta; Magnoliopsida; Proteales; Proteaceae. Gene Ontology annotation, molecular function: protein binding. The record is from RefSeq and is a predicted model, not a curated record. The coding region runs from base 1 to 1449 and encodes 482 amino acids.
AUGGCGAUUGCACGGACCUUGGAUGAUUAUAAGCUUCAUACAGAGGCACUUCAGAGCUUCCAGCGCGCAGCGGAUUUGAGCCCGAUCGAUGAUGUUUGGCCGCAUUUCAGGUUAGGCAAUUGUUUAUACUUGUUAGGGAGGUUGAAUGAGGCUAAGGUUAGCUAUAUGUUGGGUCUGGAGUUGGCAUCAAAGAUUACCAAUUCGAACAGGUGGUUGGAACUGUUGCCAUCGCUACACUUCAAUUUGGGGAUUGUUUUGCAAGGAGAAGGGAUGUUGCUCAGUGCAAGUGAGCAUUAUCGUGAAGCCGCAAUUCUGUGUCCAACACAUUAUCAGGCUUUGAAGCUCUUGGGGAGUGCAUUGCUUGGAUUAGGGGAGUAUAGGGCAGCAAAGAAGGCAUUGGAGGAGGCAGUGUUGUUGAACCCAAAAUACGCAGAUGGCCAUUGUGAUCUUUGGUCAGUUCUUCAUGCACUGGGGGUGGCUAAGAGGGUAAUUUGGAAGUUCAAUAGGGCCAUUGAUCUAAAUCCCACCAGACAUUGGGAUACGAUGUACAAAUUUGCUCGCUUGUUUGAGUAUUUUGGUUUAGAGUUUAGGGCUGCAGAGAUGUAUCUGAGAAUUAUGGGGAUUCAGAUUCAGCCAAACCAUUGGCAAGCCCAAGUGAAGCGAACAAUCUCACUGUUCAAAGCAGGGGAAUCUGCAGAUGCAAAUAAUUUGUUGUGGUUGUUGUGGGAGGUCCUCAAGAAGACAAACAGGGUUCAAUUAUAUGAUACAAUUGCAUAUAAGAAAAAUCAAGGUGGCCACUUGAGUACAUUGGCUAAGAUAAAGAAGGGUUUGGCAAAUGGAGUGGACGUGAUUGUCAUGAAAGCAUUUGGGAAAACCGCAAGGAGGGAGUGUCUUGCCGAUGCCCUUCACAUCAGGGACUUCCAGAGGAUCACUGGACUUCAUCGAUGUGAUGUUUCUCUUCUGAAUAAGGAGAGUGAGGAGCCAGAGAAAUCAAUAGAGAAGGCAGCAAUAGAGGUGAUUUUACGCAAGUUGCUUCACUUUCUAAAACUAGAAGCUUUUCUGAGAGCAGUUAAAGCAGUUAACCAACAAGUUUUUUCAGUCUUGGAUGCUACCAGUUCUGGGAGAGUGGACUUAGGCAUGUUCUAUGCUUUCAUUGCUCCCAUCUGUGCUGGGGAACCAAGGAAUCGCAAGCGGGCGGCCUUUGAUGCUCUGUUGUGGCGCUCGAAGAAUAAGGGUCAAGGUGUAAUCAGAAAGGUUGAUGCAUUAAUCUACAUGAGAUACUUGAGGCUAAUUUAUUUCCCUUCUCAAGGAUAUAGUGACCAACUGGUAGUACAUGUAGAAGAGGAGAACAAGAUGAUUUCAUUCCCUGAGUUCCUCCAAAUAUUUGAUGAUGACCAAUGGCGCUUCUACAUCAUCUUGAACACUUUGAUGAAGCUUGAAACCCGUUGA